AUGGCCCACCAUAAUGAACCCAAAUGGGUCAUUAUAAUGAACCUCACCUGCAAAUCCGACACACAGGAUGAAGACGCGAAGUCGCUGCUGUCAUAUGAUCUAUUUUUGAGUACUUCAUGCAAUCGCACUGGCAAUACGAAUUCAAUAAAAGAAGAACUUUCACAAGGAAGCGAGGCACCCGUGAAAUUGUUCAGAGGGAAUUUGGAGCGCAAGACAGAGCAACAAGCCUCCAUGAUAACUCAUAUCACGAGCAUCAACUCAGUUGCGUCUCAGGAAGUCAUUUACCAGAUGUCUAACCAGAAUCACAUUCGUGCAAGCUCAAGCCCUCAAGUUGUCCCUACAAAUGCUGAUCCAUCUCGUCGGCCAUCCCGCCAGGCUACGCACCUCCCAGCACACGCGACCUCUUCGACACCACAUGCUAGCUAUGCCAACGUCCCCGGAAGUGCAUCAGUGACUCCUUACACUCCACUCGGGUCUUUUUCUACAGGGAUGGGAGUCAACGCCGCUAAUCUUUGGGGCAAUAGAUGCCCUUUGUAUACAACGUCAUUGAAAAUCAAUUCGACAAGUUACUCCAAGAAAGAAGUACUCACUGAAGUGCUCAUUGACACUGGAUCUCCUAACAGGCGGGUAAAUAUGCCUACAGAUUGUUCUAUACUGACUCCCCCCCACAGUUUCGUCUUGGGAAACCGCUACUGUCUUCUUACUAUGGGCAAGCGUCCAGAAGAUGAAAGCACAAUACGACAUUGGCCCAGCCUCAUCCCCAAAGCUCACUGCCCCAUCGAGCACCCAUGGAUCGAUGAACAUGGGAACCUCAAUAUUCAGGCAGAAACUAUCCAAUAUAUGGCUAGGUUUUUUGACAACAAUACUACUUUGAUAUACCUCGAAAAGGACAGAUCCUUUUGGAAGAAAUGGAUCGCAAGGGUGAAACUCUUCGAUUUCAAUCAAUCCACACUUGAUAUCACCAGAGAAGAGCCCAUAAGCAGUUUUUUCGGCAUUGGGGUUGCCCGCACGGAACCUUUGACUGAAGAGCCGUAUACUGGAAUACUAGGGCUCUCAUACAUGGACUUUCAGCCAAACUUUUCUGUGAACAAUAUUCCGUUGAAUGAUAAUAAAUCGGCACCGCCAUCCUUCCUGUCCAUGAUCAGGAACAAGCUCAGUCAAGGCUUAUCUACUGGAGCUCAGGGUGUGGGAAUGUACUUUGUCUGCACGGGAAAGAUAAGUGGAACUGGACGCUCAGUCCUAGUCAUGCCCGAUUGGCCACUCCCUGACAGGACAACUCACCUAAUGGACCCUACCAUUCUGGACUCGUUCCAGAGUCUACAUGUCGACACUGGCUCACCAACAUGGGGAUAUGGAAAGUGGGUGGCAAUUCUCAUGGAGAUUGCAAUAGAAGUACUUCGCGAGGACAAUACCUGGGAGAAGCUUGUCUCUGCUGUUCACAACAGUCGUCGGCCUGUUCAUGUUGCGUUAGACACUGGUUCUUCCACGUCUAUGCUGCCGACUGACAUGCUGUCAGCACUUGCUUCGGGUAUCAGCACUAACAAGGAGCUCGUAAAGGAUGCUCUGAAUUCCCUGAAGCCGGCAUAUACAGUAAAAUCCACCGUUAACACCGCCAGAAACAACAUCCGCGUUCGGUACUACUUCCAAGGUCGAGAUGGCGCCCCGGAGGUCGAAGUGGUCAGUCACGGUGAACACGCCCUCUGGCAUGAACACACGAAGGAAGGCGUCAUCUGGCCGACGGAGGAUUACUUCAAGGCCAUUCCUAGACAUGGAUUUGGAACAGGAGAGGAUGCAGGGCUUUUCGGAAUUCAAUUCUUCAAGACAAUGAUCAUUGGCCUUCAUACUGGUCAAGGCAGUGCGCCUUUCAUUCGGAUGAAGGAAAUGACGCCGUGGAACCAUAACAUUACGGAGUGA
Molecule: messenger RNA, 1914 nt
Organism: Epithele typhae
Lineage: Eukaryota; Fungi; Basidiomycota; Agaricomycetes; Polyporales; Epitheliaceae
Exons: 13
Coding region: 1-1914 (637 amino acids)
Biological process (GO): proteolysis
Molecular function (GO): aspartic-type endopeptidase activity
Source: RefSeq, a predicted model, not a curated record